GUGGCCUUUGGGCUACAGGAAGAAGUUACCUGUUGAAUCGUUCGGUCCGUUCCCUUCCCAGCCCUUGCAGCUAUCCCGAAGAGGGCAGCCGCAGACCACAAGCCUCUUCCGAAGAAGAGACUAUUCACAGCCCUUCAGCUGCAGACCCACUGACGAACUGUGCCUGGGGCACUCUCGCGGCCUCGGGAAGAGAGGAACGCCGGCUAUCUUUUAGCAGCAGAGGAACGGCCGUCUAAGCGUCUCUCCCCCCCCCACCCCGCCCCGUCCGUGGUCCCCCUAGCCCCCAAACGAUUGAACCACAUGGCUUCCGCGGUCUGGGGCAGUGCGCCCUGGUGGGGGCCGCCGCCCCCAGCCCCAGCCCGGCCGCUCACGGACAUAGACUUCUGCUCCGGGGCGCAGCUGCAGGAACUCACCCAGCUGAUCCAGGAGCUGGGUGUGCAGGAAAGCUGGAGUGACGCGCCCAAGCCGGGGCCAGACCUCCUCCGGGCCAAGGACUUUGUCUUCUCUUUGCUCGGUCUCGUUCACCGUCGGGACCCGCGCUUUCCUCCCCAAGCAGAGCUCUUGCUGCUUCGUGGUGGUAUUCGCGAGGGCUCCCUGGAUCUGGGACUUGCACCCCUAGGCCCCUACAUCCGGGGGCCUCAUUACGAUGCCGGCUUUACACUAUUAGUGCCCGUGUUUUCGCUAGACGGCACUGGGCAGGAGCUGCAACUGGACGCAGAGUCCUGUUUCGGGCGGCUACGCCUCCCAGAGCAGAUACGGGGAACCUCAGUCCGCGAGGCUUGGCAGGACUGCCUGGGACCCCCAGCCCCAGGAGGACGUGAUUCAGUCCACCGAACCCAAAGCGAAGAAAGUCCCAAGGACCGGCAAAGCCCGGUAGACCAGCCCCACGAUGGCACUGAGCCUGAGCCAACCGUGUCUUUGGAUAAAUCAUCUGGACCAGAGGGACAAGACGUAAUCGAUCUGGAGCUUUCCACCCCACUGAAAACCCUGAAUGGUGACCUCAGGAAAGCAGCCGUCGUCAGCCCCAUCCCCUGGCCCUCGGAGCGUUGGGAGGCGUGGCCCACCCUCUGCCCCGCCCAGGUGGCUGCGUGGUUCUUCGCUUCACUGGCCGCGGUCGCAGAGUCCCUGAUCCCGGUCCCGGGAGCCCCACGUCUGGUCCACGCAGCGCGCCACGCGGGGUUCACCACCGUCCUCCUGGCGACGCCGGGGCCCCCGCGCCACCUCCUGCUCUUCGACCUAAUUCCCGUAGUGUCCGUGGCCGGCUGGCCCGAGGGAGCCCGGAGCCACUCGUGGGCCGGGCCGCUGGCCUCCGAGUCGGCAUCCUUCUACCUGGUGCCGGGCGGCCACACCGAGCCGCCGGGCGCCUGCGGCUGGCAGCUCUGCUUCGCCCGCCAGGAGCUGGCGCUCAAGGCGCGCAUCCCUGCUCCGCUGCUGCAGGCGCACGCGGCGGCCCAGGCGCUGCUGCGCCCGCUGGUGGCCGGGACCCGGGCCGCGGCGCCCUACCUCCUGCGGACGCUGCUCUACUGGGCGUGCGAGCGGCUGCCCGCGCUCUAUCUCGCGCGGCCCGAGAACGCGGGCGCCUGCUGCCUCGGGCUGCUGGAUGAACUGGGCCGUGUGCUCGAGGCCGGGACACUGCCCCACUAUUUUCUGAGCAGCCGAAAGCUCCGCGCGGGGGACGGCGCUGCCGCGCUGCUCGGGGCGUUGGCCCGGCUCCGCGGGGACCCUGUCGGGGCCCUGCGCGCCGCGGUGGAGGAGGCUAAGGCUGCACGCAAGGGGGGCGGCUUGGCCGGCGUGGGAGGAGGGGCCCAUUAAAGACGCUGCUCCUACCCGCAUGGACAAGUGCUUCUGUUGGCCAGCGGGAUGUGGGGGGGGGCUGCUAGCCCCUCGCCGAGGUCACGCGCUGAGCACAGCCCGUAAGGCCUCCUCGGGGCUUCUCCCCAUCCUCCUGCCCCGUUCCUGGCCCAGGUCGUCCCAUUUCUGGCAUCUCUACUCAGAUCUGCGGCCAGCAGACCUCCCAGCCUGGCGCAUCCUCUGGCAACCAUCUUCCCCAAUUUUUCUGGUCUUUUCUCUUAGGAGUCAAUUGGGAAGGGGUGGGGGUGUAUAUUUGCUGACAAGACGCAAAAGGAAGGUGUGGAGACCCGGGACUGAUCAAUCUGGCUCACGCAAAAUCGGAGAUUGAGAGGGCCGGAUUGCGCCCAGGGCUGGCUCUCACCACCACCCUCGCCUACUCCGUUAUUACCCGGUUUCCCUCAUUCGUUUCUGCCCUCCCAAGCCGGGCAGGAGGGACCCUCUCUCCAUUCUCCCAGCGUCCGCCAUUCCAUCUAUCCGAAGCCCAACCUCCCCUCCCAUCUAGGGCUCCGUUCAGUGGAGUCACCUCCUUGUCUCCUCCUCUGAACCCCCAAGACGGGCGGCCUUGCCUCGGCUCCACCCGCCUCCGAGACCGUCCCCACUCCCGGCCUCCGAGGAACCCUGGGGUUCCGCCCGCC
Molecule: messenger RNA, 2486 nt
Organism: Nyctereutes procyonoides (raccoon dog)
Lineage: Eukaryota; Metazoa; Chordata; Mammalia; Carnivora; Canidae
Gene: TMEM102
Product: transmembrane protein 102
Exons: 3
Coding region: 301-1812 (503 amino acids)
Source: RefSeq, a predicted model, not a curated record